AUGUGGGGCAGGUAUACCCAGGCUUAUGAGCUCCUCAAUCUUGGCGUGCUGCUGUACAAGCAAGGGGAGCUCAAGGAGUCCCUCGAGGUAUUCCGCGAAGCGCUGCAGGUGAGCCGCAAGAUAGCGGGCGAUCCCCAAGAUUCGUUGAUCGAUUCGAUCUACCACGUGGCCAAAUUACUGGUAGUCAUGGGGGACGCGGACAGCGCAGUUCCACUGCUGCGCGAGGCGCUCAGCGUCAGUAUCGAGGCGAACGGAAAAGACCACGAAGACACCUUGCUCUGUGCUCGUACCCUGAUGCUGCAGGACCAGGGCGAGCUUGACGGCGCGGAGGCGCUGCACCGCGAGGCUCUAGAGGGGAGGCGAGAGACGCUCGGUGACCGGCACCCCGAUACGCUCACCACGGUCAACAACCUCGGCGGGCUGCUGAGGGCCAAGGGCGACCUGGACGGCGCGGAGGCGCUGUACCGCGAGGCGCUGGGGGCGAGGCGAGAGACGCUCGGUGACCGGCACUCGGACACGCUCACCUCGAUCUACAACCUCGGCACGCUGCUGGAGGACCGGGGUGACCUGGACAGCGCGGAGGCGCUGUACUGCGAGGCGCUGGGGGCGAGGCGAGAGACGCUCGGUGACCGGCACCCGGGCACGCUCACCUCGAUAAACAACCUCGGCUUGCUGCUGAAGGACCAGGGCAGGCUCGGCGACGCCAUCACUCUCUUCCGGGAGGCGCUGGAGGGGAGGCGAGAGACGCUCGGCGACCGACACUCGGACACGCUCACCACGGUCAACAACCUCGGCACGCUGCUGCAGGACCAGGGUGACCUGGACAGCGCGGAGGCGCUGUACUGCGAGGCGCUGGGGGCGAGGCGAGAGACGCUCGGUGACCGGCACCCGGACACGCUCACCUCGAUCAACAACCUCGGCACGCUGCUGCAGGACCGGGGUGACCUGGACAGCGCGGAGGCGCUGUACUGCGAGGCGCUGGGGGCGAGGCGAAAGACGCUCGGUGACCGGCACUCGGACACGCUCACCUCGAUCAACAACCUCGGCACGCUGCUGAAGGCCAAGGGCGACCUGGACGGCGCGGAGGCGCUGUACUGCGAGGCGCUGGGGGCGAGGCGAGAGACGCUCGGUGACCGGCACUCGGACACGCUCACCUCGAUAAACAACCUCGGCUUGCUGCUGAAGGACCAGGGCAGGCUCGGCGACGCCAUCACUCUCUUUCGGGAGGAGCUGGAGGGGUGCAGAGAGAUGCUCGGCGACCGGCACCCGAGCACGCUCACCUUGAUCAACAACCUCGGCACGCUGCUGAAGGACCAGGGUGACCUGGACGGCGCGGAGGCGCUGUACUGCGAGGCGCUGGGGGCGAGGCGAGAGACGCUCGGUGACCGGCACCCGGACACGCUCACCUCGAUCAACAACCUCGGCACGCUGCUGAAGGCCAAGGGCGACCUGGACGGCGCGGAGGCGCUGUACUGCGAGGCGCUGGAGGCGAGGCGAGAGACGCUCGGUGACCGGCACCCGGGCACGCUCACCUCGAUCAACAACCUCGGCUUGCUGCUGAAGGCCAAGGGCGACCUGGACAGCGCGGAGAUGCUGCUUCGCGAGGCGCUGGAGGCGAGGCGAGAGACGCUCGGCGACCGGCACCCGAGCACGCUCACCUCGAUCUACAACCUCGGCUUGCUGCUGAAGGCCAAGGGCGACCUGGACAGCGCGGAGAUGCUGCUUCGCGAGGCGCUGGAGGCGAAGCGAGAGACGCUCGGUGACCGGCACUCGGACACGCUUACCUCGAUCUACAACCUCGGCACGCUGCUGCAGGACCAGGGCAGGCUCGGCGACGCCAUCACUCUCUUCCGGGAGGCGCUGGAGGGGAGGCGAGAGACGCUCGGCGACCGACACUCGGACACGCUCACCACGGUCAACAACCUCGGCACGCUGCUGCAGGACCAGGGUGACCUGGACGGCGCGGAGGCGCUGUACUGCGAGGCGCUGGGGGCGAGGCGAGAGACGCUCGGUGACCGGCACCCGGACACGCUCACCUCGAUCAACAACCUCGGCACGCUGCUGCAGGACCAGGGUGACCUGGACAGCGCGGAGGCGCUGUACUGCGAGGCGCUGGAGGCGAAGCGAGAGACGCUCGGUGACCGACACUCGGACACGCUCACCUCGGUCAACAACCUCGGCGGGCUGCUGAGGGCCAAGGGCGACCUGGACAGCGCGGAGGCGCUGUACUGCGAGGCGCUGGGGGCGAGGCGAGAGACGCUCGGCGACCGACACUCGGACACGCUCACCUCGGUCAACAACCUCGGCUUCCUGCUGCACGCCAAGGGCGACCUGGACGGCGCGGAGGCGCUGUACUGCGAGGCGCUGGGGGCGAGGCGAGAGACGCUCGGUGACCGGCACCCGGGCACGCUUACCUCGAUCUACAACCUCGGCUUGCUGCUGCAGGACCAGGGCAGGCUCGGCGACGCCAUCACUCUCUUCCGGGAGGAGCUGGAGGGGUGCGCUGCUCGGUACGGGGAGGGGCAUGAGGAGACGCAGAGCUCAGCCCGCAAUCUUGCCGCGCUGCUGAAGAAGGCGGGGCGACAGCGCCAGGCCGAUGAGAUCGCUGCCACGUAUGGCGUCUGA
Emiliania huxleyi CCMP1516 is the source of this 2625-nucleotide messenger RNA. RefSeq lists its product as hypothetical. Gene Ontology annotation, molecular function: protein binding. Lineage: Eukaryota; Haptophyta; Isochrysidales; Noelaerhabdaceae. Bases 1 to 2625 code for a protein of 874 amino acids. The record is from RefSeq and is a predicted model, not a curated record. The transcript has a single exon.